This is a messenger RNA of Pleuronectes platessa (European plaice), 1642 nucleotides long. RefSeq names its product acyl-CoA thioesterase 7 (gene acot7). The record is from RefSeq and is a predicted model, not a curated record. Gene Ontology annotation, molecular function: long-chain fatty acyl-CoA binding. Gene Ontology annotation, cellular component: nucleoplasm; cytosol; extracellular exosome. The coding region runs from base 123 to 1226 and encodes 367 amino acids. Gene Ontology annotation, biological process: palmitic acid biosynthetic process; acyl-CoA metabolic process. NCBI's taxonomy places the organism in Eukaryota, Metazoa, Chordata, Actinopteri, Pleuronectiformes, Pleuronectidae. The transcript has 9 exons.
AAAAAAGACACCCUGCUAGGUAUAAGCCGCUGUGGGGACCUGAAUCCCCGUAGAGUCCGUGGAUAUAGAGGCAGGAGAGGAACUGGAGGUCAGAGGUGAGAGUCAGUGAGUCAGGUGCAGAGAUGCGGUGUUUCAGACCGCCUCGAAGGCUGGGGGAUGAAGUGGAUAAGACAGCGGCGAUGGUGAAACGUCUCAGUCAGAAAGUCAGCGGAGGUGUCAGUGAAGGAUGGGAGAGCUCCACAUGUCAAAUCAGCAGGAUCAUGCGGCCAGAUGACGCCAACAUCGUGGGCAACGUCCACGGCGGCACUAUCCUCAAGAUGAUCGAGGAAGCUGGUUGCAUCAUCGGCACGCGCCACUGCAACACACAGAACGGGGACCGCUGUAUGGCAGCUCUGGCUCGGGUGGAGAAGACAGAGUUCCUGUGCCCUGUGUUCAUCGGCGAGGUCGCCCACGUCACGGCUGAGAUCACGCACACCUCCCAACACUCACUGGAGGUGCAGGUCGAAGUCAUGGCGGAGAACAUCCUCACAGGUACAAAGAAGCUGGCCAACAAGGCGGCGCUGUGGUACGUUCCCUGCUCUCUGAAGAAUGUCGACAAGAUUAUGGAGGUCCCGCCCAUCGAGUAUGCCAGUGCAGAGCAAGGGGAGGAGGGCAGGAAGCGCUACGAGGCUCAGAAGAUGGAGAGACUGAAGACUCAAACCAGGAUUAAAGACGUGGUGUCACCUCCAUCCAACCCAGAACAGCACACCGUGGGUUUCAGCCAGUCCAGUCUGAUCCAUCUGGUGGGCCCCUCUGACUGCACACUUCACGACUGUGUCCAUGGAGGCGUGACCAUGAAGCUGAUGGAUGAGGUCGCCGGCAUCGUGGCUGCUCGUCACUGCAACACCAACAUCGUCACCGCCUCUGUGGACGCCAUCAACUUCCACAGCAAGAUCAAGAAAGGCUGCGUGGUGACGGUGACUGGGCGUCUCACAUUUGUCAGUAACAAGUCAAUGGAAAUACAAGUGAUCGUAGACGCUUCCCCGCUGAUGGAAGAAGAAAAAGGGAAAUAUCACGCGGUGUCCGCCUUCUUCACCUUCAUCUCGUUGGACAAGUACAACAGGGCCCUCCCUGUUCCUCCUCUAAAGAUCAAAGGAGAGGAGGAGCAGAGAAGUUUUGAAGAGGGCAACGCACGUUACCUCCACAACAAAGCAAAGAGACUUGCAGUGAAGGAGAACCAGCAGUGACGCUGCUGUGUAGCACGCAAUUCAACGCCUGCUACAAUAGUUUAUUAACCCCACACAACACAACGUAGCGUAUGAAGGAAAUAAAAUAACCCUCUCUACCGUUCUGUAACUGUAGCCUCCUGUUAAACCUGAACCUGUGAUAAUUUUCAGCUGUGCUACACACCAAAGCUUCCAUAUACAGUUGUUUACAUAUACAUAAAAGAGAGAGGGGAGAUUUUUAAAGAUGUAUGGAGACUAUUUAUGAACACUUUCCAUGCAAAGUGACAGUCUGACUGUAAAUGUAGAAGUAAGAGCUCUAUUUUGUGUUAAGCAGAUUAUUUUCAAUGACGACUUCAUGAUUUGUGCAAAGAGAUGGUCUGAGAAGGAAAAUGAUGAAUAAGUGAGUGAAUAAUAAUGAAUAAAAGAUCCAAGCGUGA